CUCGACAAAACAAAUUUCCAAAGUUUACAAAAUAAAAAUUGACUUGUUUUAUAGAUUUAAAUGAUUCUACGCCCAUUGAAUCGGGCUUUCUGGCCACCAAGCGUAGCUGAUGCAGCUUGCUUCUUGCUGAUUGCGAUCUUUGUGCCAAUUACGUACAUAUUCCAUGUCACCGUAGUUAUGCCGGAGCUUCAUGAUGUGGGUGGAUUUUGUUACACUGUUGUGUGGCUUUUAGCUCUAUUUGUGUUGUUCAACAUCACAUCCAAUUUGCUGGCCUGCAUGCUGGUGGACACGACCAUUAAAAUGCAUAUACUUAAGCCUCCGCUGGAGCCGGAGCUCCUCCGCCAGUGGCACAUGUGUGAUAGCUGCCAGGCACUUGUGCCACCUCGCACCUGGCACUGUGAGAUCUGCGAUGUGUGCGUCCUCAAACGGGAUCAUCACUGCCGCUUUACCGGCUGCUGCAUAGGACAUCAUAACUAUCGUUAUUUUUUCUACUUUCUGGUUUACAUGUGCAUUGGCGCAUUUUAUGUGACGAUCAAUGCCAGCAUUUAUCUGUGGUAUCUGCAUGCCGACUACUACUGGAGGCCGUACACACUGGUUACCAUCCUUGUGCCUGCUCUGAGCUUUACCAUCUUCGCCAGCUGGGAUAACUUUUAUGUGUUUGUGUAUGAGCUGAACAUUCUGGCAUUUGGCAUAUCCGCCUUAAUGCUAAUCUACCACUAUCCCAUCUUUAAACGUGGUGCUGUGAUGAAGCAACGCCUCAGCUCCAAAUACGAUCUUGGCCUGCGUGCCAAUGCGGAAAUGGUGCUGGGCAAGCGUAUGUACUUGACCUGGUUAUCACCCUUUGUGCGCAGUGAUCUGCCCCACGAUGGCGUCAACUGGACACCCAUGUCAAAAACUGAAUGAAUCUCUCUCUCUAAUCAUCAACUUUAACUUUUGUAAUCUUAACUAGCUCAAAUAUUUUUCUCCAUUGUAUUCACAUUAUUUCAACUUAGUAUUAAGCAAUGCAUUCCAUGCAUUUAUUUAAAUUUUUGUAUUUAUUGCAAAUAUAUUGUACAACAACAUUAACGACUUCUA
Drosophila innubila is the source of this 1074-nucleotide messenger RNA. RefSeq names its product probable palmitoyltransferase ZDHHC24. Bases 61 to 903 code for a protein of 280 amino acids. Gene Ontology annotation, cellular component: endoplasmic reticulum; Golgi apparatus. Gene Ontology annotation, biological process: protein targeting to membrane; peptidyl-L-cysteine S-palmitoylation. NCBI's taxonomy places the organism in Eukaryota, Metazoa, Arthropoda, Insecta, Diptera, Drosophilidae. The transcript is spliced from 2 exons. The record is from RefSeq and is a predicted model, not a curated record. Gene Ontology annotation, molecular function: protein-cysteine S-palmitoyltransferase activity.